Molecule: messenger RNA, 574 nt
Organism: Suillus subaureus
Lineage: Eukaryota; Fungi; Basidiomycota; Agaricomycetes; Boletales; Suillaceae
Exons: 3
Coding region: 1-492 (163 amino acids)
Source: RefSeq, a predicted model, not a curated record
AUGCGCGUAACUGGUUUCGCCACUGAGUCAUUACGCAGUGAUCCCAUGAUACACGAGACAUUUCCCGUCAAGGAGUUACAGGAUUAUUGGGCAACACGCUCCAGGUAUGAAGAAAGAGGUGCAGCGGUAGACGAGGCUCCUCCCCCACCAUAUAGGCUGGAAGAUGAGCAACACACAGAGUCCUCAAACGAGCGGUGCAUUCAAUGUCAGGCUAUUCCGAUCUGGAGCCACCAAGCCCACCCUCGGUUCUUCAUCCAGUGCCUCAGCCUCUUUUAUGUCCCCGCCGCCUGUUCCAGCCAGGAGUUCAUCGCUGACCACUGGGUUCUCGCCCCCCAAGCUCCUAACCAGUCGGCGCCGAUGUGGACAGGCAUUGGUGGAGAGGAUGGCUUCAAUCUUGCGGGGCGCGCACUAGACACGCUUGGAGGCAUCACGAGGAGAGAUGCGAAGAGUGAAUCUUCUCCUGAACAAGUUCAAAUGAUAUUAGCCUCGUAAGAACUCACAGGAACUCCUUGCUUCCACCUUUGUAUGGUUACAGAUGCUGCCUAGUUGAACUUUGAUUGAAUGACUAUUGUAC